Lepus europaeus (European hare) is the source of this 1035-nucleotide messenger RNA. Its product is annotated as glycine receptor subunit alpha-2-like. Gene Ontology annotation, biological process: nervous system process; chloride transmembrane transport; regulation of membrane potential. The transcript has 8 exons. Gene Ontology annotation, cellular component: plasma membrane; synapse; neuron projection. Gene Ontology annotation, molecular function: glycine binding; chloride channel activity; transmitter-gated monoatomic ion channel activity. The record is from RefSeq and is a predicted model, not a curated record. The coding region runs from base 1 to 1035 and encodes 344 amino acids. NCBI's taxonomy places the organism in Eukaryota, Metazoa, Chordata, Mammalia, Lagomorpha, Leporidae.
AUGAACCGGCAGCUACUGCACAUUGUGACAGCCUUGUUUGCAUUUUUCUUAGAAACAAAUCGCUUCAGGACGGCUUUCUGCAAAGACCAUGACUCCAGGUCCGCAAAACCGCCUUCGCAGACUCUGUCUCCCUCGGAUUUCUUGGACAAAUUGAUGGGAAGGACAUCGGGAUAUGAUGCAAGAAUCCGGCCAAAUUUUAAAGGUCCUCCAGUAAACGUUACUUGCAAUAUUUUUAUCAACAGUUUCGGAUCAGUCACAGAAACCACCAUGGACUAUCGAGUCAACAUCUUUCUGAGACAACAAUGGAAUGACUCACGGCUGGCGUACAGUGAGUACCCAGACGACUCCCUGGACUUGGACCCAUCUAUGCUAGACUCCAUUUGGAAACCAGAUCUGUUCUUUGCCAAUGAGAAGGGGGCCAACUUCCACGAUGUCACCACCGACAACAAAUUGCUACGGAUUUCAAAAAACGGCAAAGUGCUGUACAGUAUCAGACUCACCUUGACGUUAUCCUGCCCCAUGGACUUGAAGAACUUUCCAAUGGACGUGCAGACGUGUACAAUGCAGCUGGAGAGUUUUGGGUACACGAUGAAUGACCUGAUAUUUGAGUGGCUAAGUGAUGGCCCAGUGCAAGUUGCGGAAGGGUUGACGUUGCCUCAGUUUAUUUUGAAAGAAGAGAAGGAACUUGGCUACUGCACAAAGCACUACAACACCGGAAAGUUUACUUGCAUUGAGGUCAAGUUUCACCUGGAACGCCAGAUGGGCUAUUAUCUGAUUCAGAUGUAUAUCCCCAGCCUGUUGAUAGUCAUUUUAUCCUGGGUCUCCUUUUGGAUAAACAUGGAUGCAGCCCCUGCCAGGGUCGCACUGGGCAUCACCACCGUCUUAACGAUGACCACCCAAAGUUCAGGUUCCAGGGCAUCUCUGCCAAAGGGGAACGUGAAAUCAGGAUUGAGACAGGAGGAAUACACGGAGGCAGAAACAUGGCGUGUGAUUUCUAAGAAGCCCUGGAGUGCCUUUGACCACAGCUGUGUAUGA